Molecule: messenger RNA, 1247 nt
Organism: Anguilla rostrata (American eel)
Lineage: Eukaryota; Metazoa; Chordata; Actinopteri; Anguilliformes; Anguillidae
Gene: extl2
Product: exostosin-like glycosyltransferase 2
Exons: 5
Coding region: 149-1168 (339 amino acids)
Cellular component (GO): membrane
Molecular function (GO): glycosyltransferase activity
Source: RefSeq, a predicted model, not a curated record
CAGCAUCCUUGGAAUCUGCGUAGCCUGCGUUAGCCCAUCGUCAAGUACAAAUUUCUGUUGCCGGUGCACGACGCUGUACGCCUGCGCAAAAGCGCAAAACUUUCGAGGACACGUUUUCGAAGGAAGUGGGUUACGGUAGUUGGCUGAAAUGAGGCUCCUCCCACGCGGCUGCAGGGUCCUCAGCGUCCGCCACGCGUACGUCCUGGCGCCGCUCCUCCUGCUGCUCCUGGUGGGGGCGGGGCUGACCCUGCUGCUCCCCGCCGCGGAGGAGCAGGGCGGGGCCGCCGGUCGCCGGGACGCCCGCGAUGCCGGAGCCCCCCAGCAGGGGGCGCCCCCCGCGGCCGCCGACGCGGACGGCUUCACCAUCAUCAUGCAGACGUACAACCGCACCGACGUCCUGCUGAAGCUGCUCAACCACUACCAGGCGGUGCCGCGGCUGCGCCGGGUCCUGGUGGUGUGGAACAACGUGGGCGCGGCCCCGCCGCGGGCCCUCUGGGACUCCCUGGGGCCCCAUCCCGUCCCCGUCCUCUUCAAGGAGCAGAGCGCCAACCGCAUGCGCAACCGGCUGCAGGCCUUCAGCGAGAUCGACACAGACGCUGUGCUGAUGCUGGAUGACGACACCCUGGUCAGCGCUCCGGACCUCAGCUUCGCCUUCUCCGUCUGGAAGCUGUUCCCGGAGCAGAUUGUGGGAUUCGUUCCCCGUAAGCAUGUGACCACGGCCUCUGGGGUGUACAGCUACGGGAGCUUCGAGCUCCAGGACCCCGAGGAGGCGGGCGGAGACAGGUACUCCAUGGUGCUGGUGGGCGCGGCCUUCUUCCACCGUCGCUACCUGCGGCUUUUCCAGCAGCAGCCGGCCCAAGUGCACGCCCUGGUGGACGACACGCAGAACUGCGACGACAUCGCCAUGAACUUCGUGGUGGCGAUGCAGCUGGGGGCGGGGCCCCGGGCGGCGGGCGUGUUCGUGAAGCCCGUGGACCUGCGGAACCUGGAACGGGACGCCCGCAGCGGGCACCUGGGCAUGUGGCACCGGCCGGAGCACCUGCUGCAGCGCUCGCACUGCCUGAACCGCCUGGCGCAGAUCUACGGCUCCAUGCCGCUGCGCUACUCCAACAUCAUGCUCUCGCAGUUCGGCUUCCCCAGCUACGCCAACCACAAGGCGCGCGUGUGACCCGCCCUGACCCGCCCCUGCCUUGCCCCCUUUCCCCCUGCCCCCCUGCCCCGCCCCUCCCCCUGCCCGCCCCCCUGCC